GACAAAAGUUUUUGACAAGAUCGAUGAAAAUCCUACAACGUGCGAUAAUUUUCUCAAAAUUCUGAAGAGUUUAAAUCUUUCCAACGCUUGGAAAUGGACGUGAAACUAUUGAAAUCCUUCAAUUUUAACAACUUUUACAGCCUUUUUCGAAGAAUACCUACCGGUGCUGUAAUCCGCACAUCUAGAUCUCAAUCGAAAUCGAGGAGCCAGCGCACCAAGAUGGAUAACGUCGUUGCCCUGUACAAGCAGUUGCGUACCGAAUGGACGAAAACUCCCGUCAACAUGAAGCUGUGCGGUUCGCUGCUGGAUAAGUUGAAGAUUGCUCUGGUGGAACUAUCGUAUUUGCCGACCGGUGAGAGCUCGACAACCCAGCAGGAGCUGGUAAUUGCACGGGACGUUCUCGAGAUCGCCGUCGAGUACAGUGUGGCCACGAAAAAUAUUCCUGCUUUCGAGCGAUAUAUCUCGCAGCUAAAAUGCUACUAUUACGAUUAUAAGAACCAGCUGGGUGAAUCGAAGAACAAAUACCAGCUGCUGGGCAUGAAUCUGCUGUUCCUGCUGUCACAGAAUCGUGUAGCCGAAUUUCACACGGAGCUCGAGCUCCUUCCGGCUGACAUAAUCCAGUCCAACGAAUACAUCCGUCACCCGCUGGCCUUGGAGCAAUACCUGAUGGAGGGCCGUUACAACAAGAUCUUCCAAGCGAAGGGCAACGCCCCGUCCGAGCGGUACAACUUCUUUAUCGACAUCCUGCUGCAAACGGUCCGGAACGAAAUCGGAGCCUGUCUGGAAAGCUCCUACGAGAGGGUUUCGCUCCAGGAAGCGGCCAAGAGGUUGAAUCUUAAAACCAAGGAAGAGGGCAAAGAGUUUGCCGAGAAGAAAGGCUGGAAGCUCGGUUCCGAUGGAUUUUACCACUUUAUCAGCGAGCUGGUCAAGCCGAAAGACCCGAUGCCAUCGCAAGAGCUGGCCGAACAGGCCAUUUUCUACGCCCGCGAGCUCGAGAUGAUCGUUUAAGGCGGAUUUCUUUCCGUUAUUAGGCGCAUAAGGUUCGUAUUGAGUAUCACACUGAUUUUGUAUUGGUUAAAAAGAGGAGAUAACUUAAUAAAUAGAGAAACAAGCGAAA
Molecule: messenger RNA, 1117 nt
Organism: Aedes albopictus (Asian tiger mosquito)
Lineage: Eukaryota; Metazoa; Arthropoda; Insecta; Diptera; Culicidae
Gene: Rpn12
Product: 26S proteasome non-ATPase regulatory subunit 8
Exons: 4
Coding region: 94-1008 (304 amino acids)
Biological process (GO): proteasome-mediated ubiquitin-dependent protein catabolic process
Cellular component (GO): nucleus; cytosol; proteasome regulatory particle
Source: RefSeq, a predicted model, not a curated record